AUGCUUGCUGCUUGGGCCGUGGCUGAAACCCUAUACGAAGCCAAACGUAUGGCAGUCUAUGUUUCCAAUGUCUCGGUUGACUACGCACCGAUGACAAUAACCCUCUACGACAUCUUAAAACAAAUACGCCAAGCACUUGGACAGAUGGAAAAGCUAAUUAAUGAUGAUCAAUAUAAAGGCGAUCAUGUGUCGUUGGAGUUUGGGAUGAGUAAUGUUCAGACAUGGAUGAGGGAAGCAUUGACCAAUGUUGAGGACCUCACUUGUAACAUUGAUGGAUAUAAGAAAGUUGAGCCGUUGAAAAUGGACGUUUGUGAUCGUGCAACAAAGUUAAAGGAAGUGACUAUCAAUGCCCUCAUGUUGGUUAGCAGUUUUGCCAAUGUGAUUCAUCUCCAGUGUAGCGAACUAUGA
Messenger RNA from Lycium ferocissimum, 408 nucleotides. RefSeq lists its product as uncharacterized. The transcript has a single exon. The record is from RefSeq and is a predicted model, not a curated record. The coding region runs from base 1 to 408 and encodes 135 amino acids. NCBI's taxonomy places the organism in Eukaryota, Viridiplantae, Streptophyta, Magnoliopsida, Solanales, Solanaceae.